CUGGUCAUAUCCACCUUAAACCCACCACAUCCUGUUCUUCUUCCUGGCUUCCUGCAUCAUACUUUCUCCUACUUAACUUGACCGAAGAAGAGGCCUCAAAGUUAUGUAAUUAUGGAUGAACAAUCUACCGCGAAGAAACCUAUGAUUAUUGAAGGUUGUUGUUGCAGUAGUAGCAGCAGCAGCAGAAGCAAUGACAACAAAAGAAAUAUCGUGGAAAUCCUGAACAACAGACUAGAAGUACUUGAACAAGAAGCUGCAAAAAUGAAGAAUAUGUUGGUUGUUUGCAUGUAUGAGAGGAGAGAGAUUAUCACUGAGAUCAUGCAACUGUUCCAGACUCUAAGAACACAUAUUCAUGGUUCUGAAAUGAAACAUCCCCUCAAUUUUUAUCAGGCGUCACAGCACCAGAAUAUUGGUCUAUUACAAGCUCUAUGGGAAGAUUCAAAUCCAUUCCUGGUAUUGAGGGGUUCUACCAAGGCAAAUAUCAUUCGCUAGUUUUAGAAGAAACACCCAAAUAAUGAAGUUAUUGUAAUACUUCCUCCGUUCUUUUUUAAAUGACACAAUUAUUUAGGCACG
Spinacia oleracea (spinach) is the source of this 573-nucleotide messenger RNA. RefSeq lists its product as uncharacterized. NCBI's taxonomy places the organism in Eukaryota, Viridiplantae, Streptophyta, Magnoliopsida, Caryophyllales, Amaranthaceae. The record is from RefSeq and is a predicted model, not a curated record. The coding region runs from base 112 to 492 and encodes 126 amino acids. The transcript is spliced from 2 exons.